ACCGGCUUAUAAGCUUAGCCAAACACCCUCUUGGUCUUUCUGAACCUCUCAAUCUUUUUUCAAAUUCCCAUGGAAAUCCAGACAUCUUUCUUCGUUUCCAUUUUCCUUGUAUUGUUAUCCUUAUGUUUCAUAACAAUCGAAGGGUACAACAAAUAUGCAAACAGUAAGCAGAAAUUGCCACCAGGGCCGAGGAAGCUCCCACUGAUAGGGAACUUGCAUCAACUGCUCUGCCUCGGAUCAUCAGAGUUCCAACCACAUGUUGCUCUGAGUAAAUUAGCAGCUAAAUACGGGCCUUUGAUGCACCUAAAGCUCGGUCAACGUUUGGUUCUUGUCGUUUCGUCUGCUGAAGUUUCCAAACAAUUUUUCAAAACACAUGAUCUCACUUUCUCUAACCGGCCAGAGCUUUUCGUUGGGAAGAUAAUGAUGUACGGUUUUUCUGAUAUGGCAUUCGCUCCAUAUGGUGACUUCUGGAGACAGAUGCGAAAAAUUUGUAACUCGGAACUCCUUGGUCUGAAGAGGAUCCACUCGUUUUUUCCCAUGAUGUUUGACGAGGUGCGUGAUCUUGUUAAGUCAAUUGCAGCUGCAGAAGUAGGGAAACCCAUUGACUUGAAUGAAAGACUGAGUCUGUUGCAAUUUGCUAUCACUUGUAAAGCUGCUGUUGGUAGGACGGCAUGUACAGAUCAGGAGUCAUUUUUAAUGGUAAUGAAAGAAUUCGUAAGCUUAGCGGGAAUAUUCAGCGCAGCCGAUCUAUAUCCUUCCUGGAAAAUAGUUCAAUUAAUUAGUGGCCUAAAGCGAAAAUUAACGAAAAUGCAUCAUAAGGCUGAUCAUAUUGUUGAACAAAUUAUACGUGAACAUGAAUUGAAGAGAUCAGGAAGUACUGAUGGUGAUGGCAAGCAAAUAGAGGAAGAUAUCGUGGAUGUACUUCUGAAACUAAAGGAGAGCAAAGAUUUUCCGAUUCCUAUCACUAGAAAUGUUAUCAAAGCUACAGUCUUGGAGUUGUUUGUAGCCGGAACUUCAACCUCAGCAACAGCCAUGUUGUGGGCUUUUUCAGAACUGGUAAAGAAUCCAAAAAUGAUGAAGAAAGCACAAGCUGAAGUGAGGGAAGUCUUCACAGAAAGGAUCGAUCAAAGUCACAUUCAAAAGCUAACGUACUUGAGAAUGGUAAUCAAAGAAACUCUAAGACUUCAUCCCCCGGGUCCUCUUUCAUUCGCUAGAGAAUCCAGGGAGGAGAGUGAGAUCGACGGAUAUACAAUACCAAAUAAAACAUUAGUGCUACUAAAUCUAUGGGCAGUUGGAAGAGAUCCAAAACACUGGGAAAAUCCGGAAACAUUUGAUCCGGAUAGGUUUGAUGGUAGUCCAAUUGAAAGCGUACCAACUCAUUUUGAGUACACGCCAUUUGGUGCAGGAAGAAGAAUAUGCCCAGGAAUAUCCUUCGGAAUGGCGAGUGUGGAGAUUUCUCUUGCAUUAUUGCUCUAUCAUUUUGACUGGAAACUUCCCCAUGGAAUGAGUCCUCAAGAAUUAGACAUGACCGAAAAAUUUAGUACCAGUCUUGAAAGAAAAACUAACUUGUGCUUGAUUGCCUCCCCUUACGUUCCUUCCUGUAAAGGGGACUAUGGUGAGGACUCAUACUACUAGAACAUAUUUGGAAUUACAUUUAAUCAUGAAUUAGUUUGUACAUCUAUUUUUCCUGUUUUAGUUAUGCUCUCUCCUACAUCAUUCUGACUUUAUCUUCCAUGCAUUGUUGAAUGGGAUUUGGAAAGAAAAGUUCCCCCAUGUCUUCUAUUUUUUACAGCUUCUUUACCCUAAAUACGAAAUACAACCCAACUAUGUCAAUCAA
This is a messenger RNA of Nicotiana attenuata, 1837 nucleotides long. RefSeq names its product premnaspirodiene oxygenase-like. The transcript is spliced from 2 exons. Gene Ontology annotation, molecular function: oxidoreductase activity, acting on paired donors, with incorporation or reduction of molecular oxygen; heme binding; iron ion binding. NCBI's taxonomy places the organism in Eukaryota, Viridiplantae, Streptophyta, Magnoliopsida, Solanales, Solanaceae. The coding region runs from base 70 to 1635 and encodes 521 amino acids. The record is from RefSeq and is a predicted model, not a curated record.